CUCUCCCCCCUCCCCCGUUCCCCUCUCCCUUCCCGCACAUCCCCUGCGAUGGUCUCCGGCUCCGAGAAGCGCAAGCGCCGGCAGCUUGCCCGGGCCCAGGCCGCCAAGGCCACCACCGAGAAGUACGCACAUCUGGCCCGUGGCAGCAACUCUGUCGCCGCCCGGAAAGCCCUUCACGCCGAGGCACAGGCCCAGGCUGCCGCGCAAUCGGCCGACUCGGCACCUGCCCCGGCUGAUGCGCCCCUGGGUGAGGCGGCUCCCGGCCUCAGGCGCACGGUGUAUGUCUCAGGCCUGGCGUAUGAGUCCACCGAGGCGGCAAUCCGCAAGUUUUUCGCCGGCUGCGGCCCGAUCGAGCAUCUCAACUUGCCGAAGUUCCGUGACUCCGGCCGCUGCAUGGGCUACUGUCACAUUACCUUUGCCAAGGACGGCCAGGGUCCGGACUCCGAUGACGAGGACGCCGAGGCUGCGGCCCAUCCGGCCGUGGUCGCCGCGCUGGCCCUCAAUGGUCAGGUUCUGGAUGGCCGGUACCUGGACAUCGACCGGGCUCGCGGGCAUGCCACUGAUCGGCACAUGGUCCGCGGUCCGGCUCCCCCGGGGGCCGGCACCGAGGACGGCCCGCGCAACAUCUACGUCGGGAACCUGCCCUACUCGGCUGUGUCGACCAGUGCCGAGAACGACGCGUCCAACACCAGCGCCACGCUGGCCUCCCUGCGCAAGCUCUUCGAGCGGUAUGGCGCUGUGACCGAUGUCCGCCCCGGGCUGUGCAGCAUGACCGGUCGCUUCAAGGGAUUCGCCUACAUUCAGUUUGAGAGCGGCCUCUCCACCAAGAAGGCAGUGGAGGACGCGCAUGGCCGUCGCCUGGGCGGUCGGCCCCUUCGCGUGGAUUAUGACGCCUCGGCUGGCCCGCGGGCAGGUUACGAUGCCUCUCUCCGUUGGAUUGAUGGCCGCCGGAACACCUCGUCCUCUUAAGGGGUCUUCCCUCGGUUGGGCAUCUGCACCGACACAAUCUCCUGCGACCGCCUCGGGCUGUGAGGGCGUGUGGCCACGCCCCCCGGGCCGCGGCUCUCCAGCCGACCCUGGCCGCCGUAAAAUACACAUUUCUCCACCCCUGCCGAA
This is a messenger RNA of Fonticula alba, 1116 nucleotides long. RefSeq lists its product as hypothetical. The record is from RefSeq and is a predicted model, not a curated record. Lineage: Eukaryota; Rotosphaerida; Fonticulaceae. Bases 49 to 969 code for a protein of 306 amino acids. Gene Ontology annotation, molecular function: RNA binding. The transcript has 3 exons.